ACUUAGAUGUGAAUCAAAGAAAAAUGACCUGCUGGCUGCUGUGUUGUUGUAUCGAAACCACCACUUUUUUCAACAUUUUAUAUAAGAUAAAGUCAUGGUGACCAUUCACAAUAGAAGAAAAUAUCUCUUUCUCUUUCUCUUGUUUAAGAGUAGCACCUUCAAAGCUUCCAAGUGCAAUUUUUGGUAAGUUCCAACCAAAGAUGGGAGAACCAACAGAAAGGUAUGCAGUAGUGACUGGAUCAAACAAAGGAAUUGGAUUUGAGAUAGUGAAGCAGUUAGCUUCAGCUGGAAUCAAAGUGGUGCUUACAGCAAGAGAUGAACAAAGAGGUCUUCAAGCUUUGGAAACACUCAAAGCUUCUGGUUUAUCUCAUUCUGUUGUUUUUCAUCAAUUAGAUGUCGCUGAUGCUGCAAGUGUAGCUACUCUUGCAGAUUUUGUCAAAUCCCAAUUCGGCAAACUUGAUAUUCUGGUUAACAAUGCUGGGAUUGGUGGAGUUGAAAUUAAAGAUAGUAAUUUAUUCAAUUCAGCACUCAUUACAAACGGGCAGGCACUAUCUGAUGAUGAAUUGAGAAGCUCAAUGACACAAACAUAUGAGUCAUCUAAAGAAUGUUUGCAAAUAAAUUACCAUGGUGCUAAAACAACAUUUGAAUAUCUUCUUCCUCUCCUGCAGUUAUCAGAUUCACCAAGAGUAGUCAAUGUUUCAUCAGCAUUGGGCAAGAUAGAGUGUGUAUCAAAUGAAUGGGCAAAAGGAGUGUUCAGUGAUGUUGAAAACCUUACGGAAGAGAGAAUAGAUGGAGUGUUAAAGGAGUUUCUCAAAGAUUUUGAACAAGGGUCUAUAGAAAGAAAAGGUUGGCCUAGGUAUUUGGCUGCCUAUACUGUUGCUAAAGCUUCCAUGAAUGCUUAUACAAGAAUUAUUGCAAAGAAGUAUCCAAGUUUCUGCAUCAAUUGUGUUUGUCCUGGUUAUGUGAGGACAGAUAUAACUGCUAAUACUGGUUUCUACACUACAAAAGAAGGUGCUGCUCAUCCUGUUCGGUUAGCAUUGCUUCCCAAUGGUAGUCCAUCUGGUCUCUACUAUAUCCGAAAUGAACUCUCUUCAUUUUGACUCAUAUGCACUGUUAGUGUAAUGAUUUCAUAAUAUCAAUAAAUUCUAACAGUUGGAGUAUAAAAAUAUAUUUUAUUUCAA
Messenger RNA from Lathyrus oleraceus (garden pea), 1181 nucleotides. RefSeq names its product (+)-neomenthol dehydrogenase. Gene Ontology annotation, molecular function: oxidoreductase activity. The coding region runs from base 201 to 1100 and encodes 299 amino acids. The record is from RefSeq and is a predicted model, not a curated record. The transcript has 5 exons. Gene Ontology annotation, cellular component: membrane. NCBI's taxonomy places the organism in Eukaryota, Viridiplantae, Streptophyta, Magnoliopsida, Fabales, Fabaceae.